CGCACAGGUGCUCUUGCACACACCUUUGUCGCUGAAGCUCUUCGAAGAACUGCGAAUCGUCCCACCCGUGAACACCUCUGAUGUUCCAGCCACCAUCGAUGAGGUGGAGGAGCGCUUGGCGGAGCAUCAAGAGAAGGCCAAAAGAUGGGAGCUGAAGCGACAGGAACUCCUUGAGCAAAAGCUGCAGAGUGAAUUGGGAAAGGUUCGAGAAGCUCAGGAAUCACGUGAGCAAGAGCGGCGGCGGCGUCUCAAUAUGGCCUUGAUGUGGCUACAGGACUUCGAAAAUCAAGCAAUGCAGAGUGAGGGGCCUCACGUAGAUGUGCGCGGCUUGGAGGACCUGCUCAACGCCGCGGUGUCCAUGGGCGCCACGUUUGAGCAGCUCCAAAGCGCCCAGCGGCUGCUGAAACGCUGGCGCCAAGGCGAGGCCCAGGCUGCCCUCGCUGAAGCCAUUGACGCCAUCCGAGCCUUGGAGGAGCUGUCGGAGCCUAACCACAUCACUGCCACCCAGGACUUGGAACAAGCCAUCUUGAAGGCCAAGAAGGUUGAUGUAGACCCACAGCUUGUCGAGGUCGCCGAAGAACUCUUCAAGGCGGCUUCCGGCAAGGCGCAAUCGCUGGUCGCUGAAGGUGCCGCUGAAGGUGAAACUACGGAUUCGGAGGAAACUGCUGAAGUGAAUGAUGGCAGCGGCAACAGCGGCAACAGCCCAACAGGCCAAGACGCAGAGGAAUUUGUGCCAACCAUUCUGAACCUGGAUGAUGAUGAGGAGUUAGUCUUCGACUUGGGAAUGUGAUGCAACAAAAAGGGCAAAGAUGCGAGCAGAACCUGCGGAACGUCGUCGAAGUUUCAAGCUGGGUGGUCUCAAAACUAGAGACGUCUUCCAGGACCCCAGGACUGACACUGUUUUAC
Messenger RNA from Cladocopium goreaui, 906 nucleotides. NCBI's taxonomy places the organism in Eukaryota, Dinophyceae, Suessiales, Symbiodiniaceae. The record is from the annotation of a GenBank genome assembly.